This is a messenger RNA of Coniosporium apollinis CBS 100218, 2139 nucleotides long. RefSeq lists its product as uncharacterized. The transcript has a single exon. Lineage: Eukaryota; Fungi; Ascomycota; Dothideomycetes. The coding region runs from base 1 to 2139 and encodes 712 amino acids. The record is from RefSeq and is a predicted model, not a curated record.
AUGACUGACUACAACAGCCUCACCGUCGCGAACCUUCGGACCUUGCUGAAAGACCGCGGCAUUGCCUCGACCGGCCUCACGCGCAAACGGCAGAUCAUUGACAAGCUCGAAGAGGCUGAUAGCAAGGGCGAUGGCAACAGCAACGGCGUCAGCAAUGCGGCACCGGUCUUGGAGCCAGCAGUGGAUGAGGAAGAUGGGCCGCAGGCGGACGGUGCUCUGCCCACGGACGAGCACAAUACCCAGCAAGUAGCAGAGGACACGGUAGUUUCGCAAAUAUCCGGCAGCGAACAGACCCUAGAAGCCCAGGAUGCAGACUCCGCGAUCCACGCAGCCAUUCAGCCACCCGAAAGAGCGGUCCCAGGGACCGUUACGAACGAGGGACUGGAAGAACGGGCUGCGUCCCCAGCUUCAAGCGCUACGAUGCCUCCAGAAAAGCCACCGCAGCCUGAACAAGCUGAAGUGCCGCCCACAGUCGCGCAGCCCUCGACAUCCCAGACGCCUAUACCGUCGCACGAGAAGCCAGCGCCGGCGGAUGAUGUGUCCCUCCCAGCGGCAACCCGAGAGUCCACAAUGCAAGAGCCCUCGAGGAUGAACACAGAGGAGUUGAGGGAGGAUAGCCGCAAGCGAAAGAGGCGUAGUGCUACUCCGCCACUUGAUGCCGAAGAAGCUAGCAAGAAGCUGAAAUUGGGUGGUUCGACGCGGUUCCCCGAACACGUAGCGGUGCGGACGCCGGUCGAUACUUCGAAUAAUGCAGGAGCAGACAUUGUCAUGGCUGAGCCUGCAGUGGAGGCCUCUGAAGUUACACCCAGCACAGCAGCAGACGAUUUUGCCUUCAAUGACAGUCAUAUGGAGGGCGGUGCAAGUGCAGCGCUCUUGGAGGUGCCGGUAGGCAGAGAGGAUAUACCAGCUACCGGAUCAGAUACUCUACUGCAACCAGAACAACCGCCAGAGGAAGAGCACGAAGCUGUGCCGGAUGUUGCAAGCGCAGAAAACAAGCAGGACGAGCAGGAGCGACGGGAGCAAGAGAAGCCAGAACCUGAAGCCGAAGAGGAGGCAGCUCCGGAACCGCCCAGCCAAGUUGGACGUCCGCCAUCGCCGAAACAUCGAUCACUCUCUCCAGCACACAAACGUGGGCUACCUAGUAAACCCUCCCGCUACGCCAAUCUCCUGAAUCGGCCUGCGUCCCCUACUCGUGCUACACGUGUUUCACCCGAAGCUGAGGCCGACCGCCUAAUACCCCCGGCCAUGCACCCUGCAACAGCCGUCCUCUACAUCCGCGACUUCAUGCGCCCUCUGCAGCCCGCCGGCCUCCGCUCCCACCUUAUACAGCUGGCCUCUCCGCCAUCCUCAUCUCCCGACCCUUCAGUGCUGGAGUCCUUCUUCCUAGACUCGAUCAAAACCCACUGCUUCUGCCGCUUCUCCUCCAUCACCGCCGCCGCCAGAGUCCGCGCCGCUCUACACGGCGCCGUCUGGCCACCCGAACGGACGCGGAAACCGCUCUUCGUGGACUUCAUCCCGGAAGAGAAGCUGGAGGAAUGGAUCAGGAUCGAAGAGGACGAUGCUGCGGCCUCGCGGGGCGGCAGAGGCGGAAAGCGGUGGGAAGUCGCAUAUGUGGACAGCCCUGACGGCAUCAGGGCGUCGUUUCAGGAAGCCGGUACUGGUGUUCCCGCAAGGAGACCUUCCGGGCUGGUGAUGAACACUGGCUUAGGAACAAAUCCAGCACCCCCCGCACCUUCGCGCCUCGGAGACAGACGCCCGUCCUCGCCUGCCCGUCGGCCUGACAGUCCCAGGCGAAGACCAACCACAGCUAUCGCUCCGCAAAGAAAAGAUACGGGCCAGUCUUUCCUAGCGCUAGACGCGCUUUUCAAGAGCACAACUGCGAAGCCGAAGCUGUACUUCCUUCCGGUGAAGAAAGAGUUGUCCGAGAAGCGGCUGGAUGAGCUGGAGAAAUGCACCAGUCGGGAUUGGGACAAGAAGAGCAAGCUUGGUGAAGAGUUGAGAAGGUACACCUUCGAGGACGGAGACUAUCUGGUCGACGAAGGAAGCCAUUAUGAGCCGAGGAACGGGGGCGCUGAACGAAGGGGAGGAUUUAGGGGAAGAGGCGGUGGAUAUAGAGGUGGUCGAGGAAGGUGGGAUUGA